Ornithorhynchus anatinus (platypus) is the source of this 2041-nucleotide messenger RNA. It is a transcript of the gene SERTAD3, whose product is annotated as SERTA domain containing 3. The record is from RefSeq and is a predicted model, not a curated record. The coding region runs from base 116 to 889 and encodes 257 amino acids. Gene Ontology annotation, molecular function: transcription regulator activity. Lineage: Eukaryota; Metazoa; Chordata; Mammalia; Monotremata; Ornithorhynchidae. Gene Ontology annotation, cellular component: nucleus. The transcript is spliced from 2 exons.
GCCUCGGCAGAGCUGCCCGGACGCGGGAUGCGGCGGCCGCAGCUUGGCGACGCGGGGCUCGGACCGACCGGCGACUGCUGCCCUCGCCCUAACGUAGCCCGACUCGCAGGGGACGAUGCUCACCGGCGUGAAGCGGAAGCGUGCGGACUGCGAGGACGCAGGGGUGGCGGCGGGGGGUGAGGGGCCCGCGCCCCCCGGCCUGGAGGCCUACUCCCGCCUGCGCCAGUCCCUGCUGCACAUGUCGCUGGACAAGUUCCAGCGCGGCUGCAUGCUGGGGGAGCCCAACCUGCGGCGCCACGUGCUCAUCGCCAACACCCUGCACCAGAUCCAGGAGGAGAUUCGGCGUGAGAGAGGCCCCCCGCCCUCCGCCUCCGUCCCCCCACCCCCUCCGCCCUCUCCCGAGCCCCCUCCGCCGCCCCCCGCCGAGCUGGACGGCCUCCUCUUCUCCGGCGAGGACGACUUCUCCGUCUCGUCGGCCAUCUGCUCCAUCCUCAAGGAACUGGAGCUGGCGCUGGAUGGCGGGGCCACCCCGCUGGAGUCCCAGGCCAAGCCGGAGCCCCGAGGCGGCCCUCGGGCCGGGCCGGGCUCCCCCGGGACCCCCGGCCUCUCCGAGCGGGAGACCCCCGCCCCGGCAGACUUCAGAGCGGUCGAGGCCGUGUUUGGCAGUUUCGAGAUCAUGAGCUCCAGUUACCUCAGCGGCCUGGCCCUGGAUGACCUCUUCACGGACAUAGACACCUCCGGCUUCGAGCGAGACCCCGGUGGCCGGCCCCCGCUCCCCCUGGCCCCCGCCGAGCCGGGCAGCCUGACCCCAUCCUGCACCCCGAGCCAACCGGUGGGGCGAGACUGGAAUGAGCUGGACCACAUCAUGGAGAUCAUCGUGGGGUCCUGAGCCGACACCCCGGCCCCCGCCUCCUUGCAGGAGAGGCGUCGAGGGAGAGGAUAAUGUUUACAGAAAGGGGAAGGGGGGGUGGGGGGGACAUUUUAACCCUUUCCUCCAGGGACUCCCAGCCUGUCGGGCGUUGCGGGGAGGGUGGGGGCAGAGAUGUAGACUCAGGAAUCCUGUUCCCCCUAUCCCCCCCACCCCCAGCGGGGGUCCGCCACAUUGGUGCAAUGGCCCCCUUAACCCCCUCUCAGGGGCUGGGGGCAGUUUGUGAGGACGGACGGACGCCACGCCUUCCGUGAAGGUGACUUAAUUUAUCCACGACGGUGAUUGCCUUAACGCUACUGCAGAGCAGGUCUGGACGUAGCCCCGGCGGGACGGGGAGGGGAGGGGUCUCUACCUCUGGGGACCAGGAGGGGUGAGCUCCAAACUCCACCUUAGGGGAAACCCCUGCUGCUGGCUCCUUGGUCUUUCUCCUUCCCUCCCCCAGCCAGCCCCUGGAACAAGCCGCCUGACUGUAGAAUAAGCCUCUCCAUUCCCUGAGGGUGGGGGCGAGGGACCCCACCUCAAGCCCCACUCCUCAGGCCGGGUGGCGUCUCACCAGCUCUGCAGAGCCUGUGGUUUCACUCUGAUCCUGCCACCCCCCAGCCGGCCUGCUCUGCUGCAGGUCCUGGGCCCCUCCCCAAAAAGUCCCAGCCCCCCUCUCUGGGCGGGGAUGGGGGUUCUGGGGGACAACGGGCCGUAUCCCGAGGAAAACCUCCGCCCCCUAUAAAGAACACCCCGAUGGCCGGGAUGAAAUGUAACCGCUGCUCACCCCCAGAUGGUUCUGCAGCCCUGCACCCCCCCAAAAUGAAAUGUCAGUGUUAGAAGCCCGGCUACGGUCUCCCCUUUCCCCAACCCCAAGACACAGUGGCCAGGCUGCCCCGCCUGUCUGUGCCGAAGCCGGGCCCCUCCCAAUGGAGAGUUCUCUUGCCUGCCUUUCUGCCCACCUCCCAAUCCCAUCCAGAUUUAUUUAACACGGUGCGAGUGACCCUUUCCCUUUCCCCAAUGCGUGCAAUAGGAGCAAAGUGAUCUAUGCAAAGGCCCGCUGAUGGGGCUUAAAGAUAAACGUGUAUUUUUCUGUUUUUUUUUUUCUUUUUGAAUAAAAGUUUGAAAUGCCAA